This is a messenger RNA of Cariama cristata (Red-legged seriema), 273 nucleotides long. Its product is annotated as acyl-CoA-binding protein-like. Gene Ontology annotation, molecular function: fatty-acyl-CoA binding. The transcript has 3 exons. Gene Ontology annotation, biological process: fatty acid metabolic process. Bases 1 to 273 code for a protein of 90 amino acids. Lineage: Eukaryota; Metazoa; Chordata; Aves; Cariamiformes; Cariamidae. The record is from RefSeq and is a predicted model, not a curated record.
AUGCAGUUGCGGCAUGAGACUGAGCUGGAGGCACCUCGAGAAGCAAAACCUCUCCCCUAUUGCGUCUGUCGCUUCGUGCAAUCCCGCGGUUUAGCAAAAAUGACUCAGUACCGACUUGGCACGGGUUUAUAUGCAGACCGCCCUGGUAUGCUGGACUUCAAAGGCAAAGCAAAGUGGGAUGCCUGGAACGCAUUGAAAGGAAUGUCCAAAGAAGAUGCAAUGAAAGCAUACAUAGCAAAAGUGGAAGAACUAAAGGGCAAAUACGGCAUCUGA